Molecule: messenger RNA, 3639 nt
Organism: Verticillium dahliae VdLs.17
Lineage: Eukaryota; Fungi; Ascomycota; Sordariomycetes; Glomerellales; Plectosphaerellaceae
Product: hst3 protein
Exons: 2
Coding region: 1-3639 (1212 amino acids)
Molecular function (GO): NAD+ binding
Source: RefSeq, a predicted model, not a curated record
AUGCCUACUAUCCAGGUGUCGCCAGAUGCAGAUGAGCUGCUACAGAGUGUCGCCAAUGGAAUCUUGAAGUCGAGGAAGAUUAUUGUUGUGACUGGCGCCGGCAUCAGUACCAACUCUGGAAUCCCCGACUUCCGAUCCGAAAAUGGCCUAUACGCACUCAUCCAAGCGCAGUUCGACGCUGCGAACAAAGAUCCCAAGUCCCCAACUGCCUUGACACGAUCAAACUCUAGCACCUCCGUUGGUUUGACGGAGUCGCACGAGGAUGGCCCUCCAACGAAGAGACGCAAGCUUGAGCAAACCGACGAUACUAUGCGGCAAGCCUCGCCUGGCGCUGCUUCCUCGCAAACGCAGGAUGAUCAAGUUGAAUGCUUGAGGAAUGGAGAUUAUGUCAAAAUUGAAAGCCUACAUGCUGAGGAGCCCAUGCCCCGUCAAAUGACUGAAGAUCAUGGGUGCGCGCGGCGAGACCAAAGGGAAGAUGCAGAUCAGGCCACGGGGGAUAAGCCUAGGCCGACCACUAUCAGUGGUGCCGUAUCUGAUUUCAUGACCGAAACCCUGCGCUUUCCGACCACCAAUCUGGGCAUGACGGGGCCAUCACGGGCGAAGCGCCAUCGACAGUCACGCCGUCGUAGCAGCUGGGGGCAUUCCUCGACAUCAGCCAGCUUUUUAUUGACAGCAACAUCGCCGAAACCAGACCAGCACCCGCGGACGUUGCAUAUCGCGCCAGCCCUUCAGACGAGCAGCACGAGGGCAGCAUCGCUCUCACCUCCCUUGAAGCCUCACUACGACGUCGACUGUGGGCGUUCAGAAGUACGGAAUGCAGCACGGACAAGAAGGGUGUCUAUGUCAUCCUUGACGCACCCGCUUGAUGAUGAAAUUCUGCAAUGGGCCUGGCAAAUGCAAGAUCAACCCGAGUGCCCGUCCAAGGACAAUCCGAGUAACGAGCAGCCCCAAGAUUCAUCACCCCGAUUGCCAAGACUCCCGCCGUCUUUGCUCUCCUCUAUACUCCCGGUCUCGCGCUCAACACCAAAGCAAAUGCACCUGCCCUUUACGUCUUCACCUUUGUCAUCUCCUUUGGCAAGUAGUCAAAGACCCAGAUCUUUCCUUGCCAGGAGGAAGGCCAGCGAGGUUCACACGCCUUCACGCUUGGUACAAAUACCAAUGGCACAUGAUUCUUCGCCUCUUUCGUCGCCCCCCCCAGUUCUUUUUGACCCAUUCAAUCAGGUGUCUUCGUCGACAAGCCAGCAAAGCUUAAGCGCAGCUGGUAGCACGACUUGCUCAGAGACUGACGAGACGCCACCAUCAUCCCGUCCAUCCUUGAUAUCUCAAACCUCGAAUCCCGUACGAUCUACUCUCCCCAACAUCAAAGGGCGAGAUCUUUUCGAUAUUUCUAUUUGGUCAGAUCCAUUGAGGACCUCGGUGUUUUAUACUUUUGCCACGACCCUCCGACAAAAGGCUCGCGAUGUGCAGCCCACUGCAUCGCACCUCUUCAUUAGCCAUCUCCGUGAUCGCGGUAAACUCGUCCGAUGCUACACUCAGAAUAUCGAUCAGAUUGAAGAGAAGGUUGGACUUUCCACGUCCCUCCAGCAGGGCCCAGGGAGCCGCGGUCGAUUCUCGCGUAAAUCUGCAGGCGGUUUCUCAGCACCGAGCUCGCAAGGUGGAGAGGGCGAGGCGAACGAAUCAAUCGUCAAACGAGACGCUGCCAACGGUGGAGUCGAGUGCGUAUUCCUCCACGGAUCUUUGCAGUCUCUUCGGUGCUUUCUCUGUGGCCGCAUUUGUGAGUGGGAUGAGGGCGGACGAUCUGUCGAGACGCUAUCCGGAAGACAGCCUGAGUGCCCACACUGCGUUGGGGCCACAGUUGCCCGAGAGGAAAGGGGCAAAAGGGCUCUCGGUGUGGGCAAGCUCCGACCUGACAUUGUUCUUUAUGGCGAAGAGCACCCCAACGCGCACCUGAUCGACCCCCUCGUCAAGCAUGACCUCGCCCUUUAUCCGGAUUCCUUGCUGAUUCUCGGCACGUCGCUCAAGGUACAUGGUCUGAAGGUUCUCGUCCGCGAGUUCGCAAAAACGGUACACAGCAAGGGAGGCAAGGUCAUAUUUGUCAAUUUCACCAAGCCGUCGGAGAGCUCUUGGGGUGACAUUAUCGACUAUUGGAUCCAGUGGGACUGCGAUGCCUGGGUAUCCAAUCUUCAAGAAAGAGUCCCUUUGUUGUGGCUGCCGCCAGGAACCAAGCUUCCGGUGCCUGGCAAGAAAAAACGCGAGAGUUCCGGUGAGACCAAGGCUGCAAAGGGGCGGUCUAGCGGCGAUGCUGGCAAACCAGUAGACACAGGCAAUCCAAUCAUACCUGACACGAAAGACAUGGACGAGGACUCUCAUCAUGAUCCUCUUGGCCACCUGGAACAGACCUCCAAGACAGCUGCGCCACGACGACCGCAAGUCAUGCGAGAAGAUAAACACAAUGCGGCAUUCUUGACUUGGCAGAUAGCAAGGGACCUUCGAAAGAUUACUGGUGACGAGUCACCCUUGGUAUCUUUCACUUCAUUACAAAGAGACGCGCGGCUGGCUCGCUUUAGCGGAUCGACUCCCUCAUCUCCGACACCAGUGGUACCUGAGUGCUCUUUGAGAACGCCCGUGCCGAACCCGACAAGAACAGCGGGUUCGCACAGACCCUCGUUGCCGUCGUCAGCAUCAUGUUCUGUGUUGCCCUCGGCUACCAUCCUGUCCCGAACGCCUCUGCCCACUGAACCUCUACCAACACUGGCGACAGCGAGGCGGGCAUUAGAUGAUCAUCAAGAAGCAAAGGCCGGGCAACCACCGGAGCCCGAGUCGUCCGUGGCGACGAAGAAACGCAGAAGAGACUCACGCCGUACCCAAAAGGCGCCGUCUGCGGGUGCUGAAGCGAAUGUUUCUGCGAGAGCUAUGAAAAAGAGAGCAGGCGCCAGAAAGCAAGGGCCCGGUUGGAUUUAUGUCUCGGAAGAAGAUAUUCAACUUGGAGAGCCUGUGGUUCAGGCAGUCGGGCAAGGUCUGGUUGUAGAAGCUGGUAUUGAACACGACUUAUCGGCAACCAUUGGCGCAGCCAUCAAGGCCAAUCCACGCAAACGGAAGCGCAAGAUGAUCGAUGGCGAGGAGGUUAUCCUUCCUGGUUCUGUCCGACGUACUGUCCCGUCGACGCCUCGAACGAUCCCGUCCAAGGGCAUCAGCAGGCCACCUCUUACGGACACAUCCACCCCUCUGGCUCUACCCUUGCCAUUGACUCCAGCUGCAGCAUCGCCGCCUAGGCUUCAGAGCGCCAUGGGUAUUUCACCCAACAUCGUCUCGGACCUUCGGCGAGUCUCCAUGGACACGAUGGAGCUGGCGCCGAUCUACACUCCCGCUGACCAACAUCAUCAGGGGCCAGUUCAGAUGCCUUUGACACCUGCAAGACUAGUCCCAUUGGAGCCACGUUCCCCGCCGUCGGGACCUCUGAGCAGGAUAUCGCCUAACAUGGGGCCCUUUCAGUUGAAUCCUUUUAAGUACUUCGAUUCUCUUGUUUUAAAACUUCGUCAGCCACCCGCAUGGAUGGGGUGGACACCGGGCCCCGAGGAACAGCUGAAGAGCGAGACUGACGCUGCCCUUGCGUUGGGUCAAAUGAGAAUGGGCUCAUAG